Molecule: messenger RNA, 762 nt
Organism: Sclerotinia borealis F-4128
Lineage: Eukaryota; Fungi; Ascomycota; Leotiomycetes; Helotiales; Sclerotiniaceae
Source: the annotation of a GenBank genome assembly
AUGCGUCGCACAUUACGGCAAUUUGCAGCCAUUAAGCCUGUCAGGUAUCUCGAGCCCAAUACCCCAACUGGUCUCACUGGCCUCGGAACCCAUCACUCCCCCCGCUCCGCCCUACUCUACCUCUACUCAUCUACUCUCGACAAGCUACAACAGUUCCCCUCCACUUCCCUAUAUCGCCAAUCUACAGAGGCUCUUAUCAAUCACCGUCUCAAUAUUGUACAAGCUGUUGUGCCAGUUGGAUACGAAGAAUGGUCAGCGAAAGCGAAAAAAACUAUGACUGAGCAUCCAGAGGUUUUCUCUACCCCAGAAGGUGGCGUGCAUUUUGAUGGGGGGAGAUAUGUUAAAAAGACUGUCGGGGGGAAGGUUUUUGUGCAAACUAAAAUUGAUAAGGAGGUGGAUUGGAGUAGGGAGGAGUGGGAUGGAGAAGAUAGUCGUGCGGAGUUGGAGGGUGUGAGGACGACACAAGAGAGGAAGGGACAAAUCGUUUUGGCAAUGGAAAGGCCUGGUGAGGAUGAGAAACAAAUAGAAUGGGACGAAGAGCCUGCGCUGAAUGUUGAUCAAGUCGAGGAGAUCGAGAAUAAGAUUGGUGCCGGAUUAAUUGAGGAGGUCAUUCAAGUCGCAGAGGGCGAAUUGACCCUUACUGAUAUCUUAUUGAAGGCGAAAGUAUGGGAAGAUCUCGAGGAGAAGCCCGUCGAGGGACAGUGGACAUAUUUCACGCGCGACACUGGUACCCCAACUACACAACAACCGCCUCCAAUGUAA